Molecule: messenger RNA, 3567 nt
Organism: Cheilinus undulatus (humphead wrasse)
Lineage: Eukaryota; Metazoa; Chordata; Actinopteri; Labriformes; Labridae
Gene: sh3bgrl3
Product: SH3 domain binding glutamate-rich protein like 3
Exons: 3
Coding region: 80-358 (92 amino acids)
Cellular component (GO): cytoplasm
Source: RefSeq, a predicted model, not a curated record
AUCCAUUGCUGAGCUUGACGCGGGCGAGAGAAAGCUACUCGAGAGCGGAUACACAAAGGGAGCGGAGGAACCUGCAGCAAUGGGCAUCAAACUGUACUACACCACUGUUACAGCCUCACGGACGGUGAAAUCUCAACAGGCUGAGGUGAUUCGAGUCCUCGACAGUAAAAGCAUCGAGUAUGAGCUCAUCGACAUCGCUUUGGGCGGGGAGCUUCGUGAUGAGAUGAGAAGCAAAGCAGGAGACCCCUCAGCAGUCCCACCUCAGCUUUUCAAUGAAGACCAGUACUGUGGGAACUACGAGAUGUUUUCUGAGGCGGUGGAGGCCGAUACAGUGGAACAAUUUCUGAAAAUGGCAUGAGGAGGGCACAAUGUCAUUCAACAUCUUAACCACAUCCCCCACCCACCCACCUAUUACCCUCAUGAAGGCCCUUUCUCCAGUUUCUCUGCACCACUAGCAGUGUCCACUCUAUUUCAAUGCCAUAAUGAAGAAUGCCAAAUAUCUUGUAUCAAACCAAUCAGAAGACACACAUUCCCCUUACUGCACCAUUAGGCUCUAAUUUAGUCUUAAUUUGUAAAAUUUUAUGUUUUGUGUGUUUUUUUCCUCUCCUUUUACUUUCAUCCAGACCUUUCCCUGUCUGACAGUCUAGUCCAGUAGGAUUUAAUGGGGUGUCUAAAUUGUGCUGUAAUUAGGUCGACUAAUCUUGGCUGCAGCCACAUGAUCGCUGGAGAUUAAACUAAUCCAGGGGAUGACAACUUUCAACCCAGAAUCUUCCUGAUCCUCUACAGACCUAACACACCAUCAUCAUCGCUCAGUCUUAACUACUGUGUCGUCUUUUUCUGCCGCCUUCAAGUUCCCAUGUUGAAUAAGACUGCACACUAUUUUACCUCACAUGGAUGCAAAUGUACACAAAAGUAGCAAGGACUGUAUGGUCCUUAAAACUUAAAACUAAGAUUUAAAGCCGCCAAAAAGACUUCUUUCGACUUGGAAACAAAUGAGAUGUUGGUCCAUUGGUCACCUGUACAAUAUAUGAGAAGAAGACUGAAUCUGGAUUAGGAAAGCAACACUUAUGUGUUAAACAUCUGACCUUUUUAUUGCUUAGGCAGAUGCUUAAAAGGCAUAGCAAUUCAACAAAUUCAACCUUUGUUUACUCUUAGUAUUCAUCAGCAAACCAAAUAAGGCUUCCAACAUUGAUGUGUCAAUCGCAAUGAUUUUAAGGUCAAAAAUGAACACAUUAAUGUUCAAAAAUCCUGUUCGUUGCAUGCUAAACUUUUUGCUGUUCCUCUUUUUUCCUUUUCAUUACAUAACAAGUUCCUUUUUUUAUCCUGUAUUCAUGGGUAAUGCCAUAAUCUUUGGUCUACCCUUUAUUCCCUCAUUCCUUUCAAAGUUAAGGUCGGCCUUUAUUCAAACAGGAAGUAAGUUACCCUUUGUAUAACACAGCACAAAAAUAUAAAAUGAAACAAAACACUUCAUGGGGCGGCGGUUUAGCUCAGUUGGUAGAGCAAAAAACAGAGGCUAUAGUCCUCGACGCUCUGGCUGCUGGAGUAGAUUUCUGGUCUUGGUGCUGUUUGGUGUAUGUCUACCCCCACUCUCCCAUUUUCCCCGUCUCUCCUCAGCUGUCUUAUCAGAAUAAAGGCAUAACGCCCCACAAAUAAUCUUAGAAAAAUAAGUUUAAAAAAAUAGUAAUAGUAAUAAAAAAUAGUGGAAUGCGUGAUUAGAAAUAGGCACCCUGGGAUUUUUUGUUUGAAUAAAUGUAAUUAUUUGGCACUCCUAUUUUCAGUUACUUUAUCCAUAGCAAUUUUUUUUACCAUGUUUUUGCUAAUGUCAAUCUACCAAAGGCUCCUUAUAUUCUGUCCAAAUAGAAGCACAUGUUUAUUCAAACAAGUAGUUAAGUACUUUUGGCUUCAGAAGGUUCAAAUUACAAAGCAAACACGUAAGGAACAAGCUUUUUUAAGGAAAUAUGUUGAUUAUCAAUCACUUAUUUAUAUACAAAAUUAAUAAAUUGGUAAAAAGUGCUUUACAUUGUUGAUAUGGCCUUAAGAAAGUCUUUGAAAUGCAAAGAAUGUCAUUUUAAAAAUGAAAUGACUUAUAAUUAACCAUCAAUGUCCAACAGCUAAUUACGAUAAAAAAAUAUAAAUGAUUUUACAGCCUUUAAAACGAAAAGUAUGUUUUUUUUUUUUUAAACGUUAUGAAAUUGUGAUUAGCUUACAUCCUUGUUUCAUAAGUUGUAAUCUUCUCUCUUUAUAAUUCCUUUCAUUACUGGUACAAGGACUGCAUCUUAAUGGUUUACAGAAUUAAAAGAGAAUAUGGACCUAGCUGUAAAAACUGUGCUCCAUACUGCUACUCAAUGAUAAAAUCUUUACAGGGUAAAUAUAUUUUUUAGCUGUGCUGUGUAAAUUUCCAACAAAUUAUUUGAUCGUAAACAGCACACAGUACAAUCGAAAGCAAUAAAAGGCAGGGUUAUAUGGCUUCUUUACCCUAGUGAUUGACAUUUUUAAAUUCCUCCCCUGAUUUUGUCAAAUACCAGAAACAGGUUGAUCUUGUUACCUAUUACUUUCAUUAUCCAAUGUUAUAAAGGUCACCAAUGGACCAAAGGUAUUAAUACGGUUGGGAUACACUUUCUUAAGAGCAUAAUGCAGGAAAGUUUCUGUAUUUUGCUGCUUAUUCUUUGCAUCCAGAAGAGGAGGAUGAACGAUUUCUUAAUGUCUCAUAUGUUGCCAAUCUAUAUCUGUAUUGUGUGUUUGUAGAUGGAGAUUCACUGGAGUUUUAGCACUUUCCUGCUAUACUCUACAUUCCUAAUAAUCUGCAUAACUUGAAAGCUUCCUACUCGGCACCAAUGACAUGACAAAGGACACCAAACAAUUAGAAGCUAGGUUUUUGUGAUGAUUGCAAGCGAUUCAAUGAAGGACUCAUAGCUGUCAAACAUGUAGCUUUUUCUUUAUUUUGUGUCACAGUGUCUCUGAUUGUCCAGGGAAAGAAGAUGCAGUAAUGGGGCUUGUCAGAAACCUUGCCUCAUUCUUAAUGCAUACAUAAAGGUCAAAGCUGGUGUGUUUGGACUGACCUGACUCAGUCUUAUUAGCCUUUGUAAACCACUGACUGCAUGGGAAAAAAUGAAGGCAUCACUUUUUGUGCUUUUACAUAAUGUGCAUUCAUAAGCUGGUUGAUCUUUGUUGAAUAUGCUAUUCAUGUUCUUGGUUACAUAUCUCUCUUUUUUUUUAAAUAAGUGAGAACAACAUGGUAUCCCAGUCUUACUUGUAACAUCCUUAACUCCUCCCAGCCCCCCUGCUUUCAAAUUGUGUUGUUACAGUUUGGGAUGACAGCCUUUACACACAAUGUUUGUGCACUGUUUUGUAAGUCAAUGGUUGUAGAUGUUCGCCUGUUAUUGAUGUAUAUUCACUACCAACCAUGUUUUAGACAUUCCAUGUCUCUCUUUCUGAGCGCCUGCUUUGCUUUUGGACCAAUUCCCCUUGGCCAAAAAAGAAGAAAAUAGGGAAUAAAAUGCUGUUGUCUUCCAAGAAGAUUGUGAAAAGUGAUUUAUGGGUGAAAAAAAUAAAAUGGAGUUGAAUCAA